AUCUAGAAGGGAAAAAAAAAAAAGGGAAAAUGAAAAUCAGAAGACUUUUCUCUUCCUGUAGGACUUCUCAGUGUUGUAUUCUUUUUUAGUUCUUUGCAAUGUAGGAUUUCGAUUCGGACGAAAUGGUUGAGAGUCACGGAAACGAGGUCGGAUCUCUAGUUCUUGACCGCCCUGCCGCCGCUGCUCACCACACCCGACUAUGGGCGGCCUUCUCCAGUUCUGCAUUCCGUCGGAAAAUCGUCGACGCGGUGAGCUGUAGUGCCAGCCCUCGCCACCGUCAGAACGAGGCAGCGGCGGCCGUUUCUACCGCCACCUCGACGACAACAGCUAAAUCUGUCUCGGAGCAUUCCGAGGAGCAGAAGCAUGAGAGAGUGAAAGCGAAGGGGAACAAAACAAAUGUGAAGUCGGAGAAGCUAUCGGAUCUCUUGAACUUGGUGGAGGCAGAGUCUGAAGCCGAGACCAGAAAGAAGGUGGAGGUUUUGGAGGAGUUGAAGCUGGUGGUGAAGGAGUUGCAGGUCGGCGAUGAGGCGACGAGGAGAGAAGCGGCUAGUAGAGCCCGGCUGCUUGCUAAGGAAGAUUCGGAAGCUAGAGUGACGCUAGCGAUGCUCGGAGCGAUUCCGCCGUUGGUCGGGAUGCUCGAUUUUGAGGACGCCGAUUCGCAGAUCGCCGCGCUAUAUGCAUUGCUCAAUCUCGGAAUCGGAAAUGAUGUGAACAAAGCAGCCAUUGUUAAAGCAGGGGCAGUUCACAAGAUGCUGAAGCUUAUUGAAUCUCUGAACGCUCCAAACCCAUCUGUCUCUGAUGCUAUAGUUGCUAAUUUCCUUGGCUUGAGUGCGUUGGACUCGAAUAAGCCAAUUAUUGGAUCAUCAGGAGCACUUCCUUUCUUGUUAAAAACCCUGAAGAUUUUGGGCAAUAUUAAAGGUUCUCAGGCAAAACAAGAUGCCCUUAGGGCUCUGUAUAAUAUCUCAAUCUUCCCACCGAACAUUUCCCUUGUUCUAGAAACUGAUCUGGUACCAUAUCUCAUGAACUCAUUGGGAGAUAUGGAAGUAAGUGAAAGAAUUCUCUCGAUUUUGAGCAAUGUAGUAUCAACCCCAGAAGGUAGAAAAGCAAUUAGCAUUGCGCCUGAUGCAUUCCCAAUUUUGGUUGAUGUGUUGAAUUGGACUGACUCGCCAGGGUGCCAAGAGAAGGCAUCUUACAUUCUCAUGGUGAUGGCACAUAAAGCAUAUGGAGAUAGACAAGCCAUGAUUGAGGCUGGAAUUGUGUCAUCCUUGCUUGAAUUAACACUUCUGGGAAGUACAUUGGCACAAAAGAGAGCUUCUAGGAUUUUGGAGGUAUUGAGAGUUGAUAAAGGCAAGCAAGUUUCGGAAAACUUUAGUGGGAAUACAAGUGCAGCAGUGUCUGCUCCUAUCUGUGGGUCUUCUUCAUCGUCUACAAAUCCAAAUGGAACUUCAAAUGAUUGCUUGGUGGAGGAGGAAGAUAUGAUGAGUGAGGAGAGGAAAGCUGUGAAACAAUUGGUCCAGCAGAGUUUGCAGAAUAACAUGAGGAGAAUUGUCAAGAGGGCCAAUUUGCCACAAGAUUUUGUUCCAUCAGAACAUUUGAAGUCCCUCACCGCAAGCUCGACAUCGAAGAGCUUACCAUUUUGAAAAGCAAAUGGAAUCAUUAAUUCCAAGCAUGGAGAUUGAAGUGAAGAAUCUGAAGUCAGUCUUCUUGUCACAAUCUUUUAGUGCUUUUGAUUUUUGUGGCUUUGUUAUUGUAUGAUAGAUCUUUCUUUGUUCAUAGAUUGUGUUAUCAAAAUGAUCUUUGUAGAAAUUCUCGUCAAAUUUCUUCAAGAGAUCCAUACUGUCUCUGAUUCCCAUUAAUCUCACUCACAAAUCAACUUUUGAAAAAGAA
Rubroshorea leprosula is the source of this 1887-nucleotide messenger RNA. NCBI's taxonomy places the organism in Eukaryota, Viridiplantae, Streptophyta, Magnoliopsida, Malvales, Dipterocarpaceae. The record is from the annotation of a GenBank genome assembly.